Messenger RNA from Oldenlandia corymbosa var. corymbosa, 1463 nucleotides. The record is from the annotation of a GenBank genome assembly. NCBI's taxonomy places the organism in Eukaryota, Viridiplantae, Streptophyta, Magnoliopsida, Gentianales, Rubiaceae.
AGAGCCGUCCGGUGUUGUCUUGAUUAAGGCACUUCUGGUUAAAAGGAUUCACUUCUCUCCGAUUGGUUGAAUCAUUCCUCCGGCCAAUGAAAUACUAAAAUGCAUGAAAGACAAGUAAACGAAACAACGUAUGAACAUGCCCGCAUGCCUGCAGGCUGCAAAUUAACUUAUGUUGUAGUACUGUACGUCUUUGAUAGAAGAUUAAAACAAAACCCUUUGUGCAAAUGGUGAAUUAUUUCUUGGACUUGGUCCAUCUUUCGUGUUGGAAGGAGUCAUGAUCACCUAUUGAUUUUCUCAAUCCAUUGCCGAACUAUUUAUAUAUAGCGGGAUAUAAUGUGAUGAUUCAUAAACGAAAAAAGACCCAAAAAAGUUUUCAGAACAAAAUUAGGAAUAUAAUCUAUAUGGCGCUUGAUGCUUCAACCCUCAUCACAACUUUAGCAGGAGAAGAGAAUGCGACAUUGGAUUCAAGAUUCAUCAGGGAUGAAGAUGAGCGUCCAAAUGUGGCUUACAACCAAUUCAGCGACGAAAUUCCCAUUAUUUCUUUAAAGGGCCUUCUUGACGAUGAUGAUAAAAGAGCUGAGAUUUGUAAUAAAAUGGUGGAAGCAUGUGAAGAUUGGGGGGUGUUCCAGGUAGUUCAUCACGGUGUUGAUGAUAAACUUAUCUCAGAUAUGACCGAUCUAGCGACAGCAUUCUUCCAUCUUCCUCCUGAAGAAAAACUCCGAUUCGAGAUGUCUGGUGGCAAGAAAGGAGGUUUCUUUAUGUCUAGUCAUCUACAGGGACAGCCAGUGCAAAAUUGGCGUGAGGUUAUGGGGUAUUUUACCUAUCCAAUUGAGGCAAGGGACUACUCAAGAUGGCCAGACAAGCCAGAAGGAUGGAGAGACGUAACAGAAAUUUACAGUGAGAAAUUAAUGGAAUUGGCUUAUAAGCUAUUGGAAGUUUUGUCUGAGGCAAUGGGCUUGGAAAAGGACGCAUUUGCAAAAGCAUGUGUUAACAUGGAACAAAGGCUGAUAGUGAAUUUCUACCCAAAAUGUCCACAGCCCGACCUCACAUUAGGCCUCAAUCGCCACACUGACCCAGGCAUCAUUUCUGUUUUGUUACAAGAUCAAGUUGGUGGGCUUCAGGUCACCCGGGAUGGUGGGAAGACAUGGAUCACUGUGCAACCUAUCCAAGGCGCUUUUGUUGUUAACCUUGGUGAUCAUGGCCAUUAUUUGAGCAAUGGGAGGUUCAAGAAUGCUGAUCAUCGGGCAGUAGUGAACUCAAACUCUAGCCGGUUGUCCAUAGCCACACUUCAGUACCCAGUAGCGCAGGCAGUUGUGUAUCCACUGCCAAUUCAGGAAGGCGAGAAGGCAGUUUUGGAUGAGCCUAUAACGUUUUCUAAAAUGUAUAUGAAGACCAUGAUCAAGGAAAUUGAGCUUCCAAAGCUGAAUAAAUUGGCUAAGGAGCAAGAUUCUCUCAAGCUAUAA